Molecule: messenger RNA, 798 nt
Organism: Alternaria viburni
Lineage: Eukaryota; Fungi; Ascomycota; Dothideomycetes; Pleosporales; Pleosporaceae
Exons: 2
Coding region: 1-798 (265 amino acids)
Biological process (GO): transmembrane transport
Cellular component (GO): endoplasmic reticulum membrane; Golgi membrane
Molecular function (GO): UDP-N-acetylglucosamine transmembrane transporter activity
Source: RefSeq, a predicted model, not a curated record
AUGCUGAACAACUGGGCUUUCGCAUUCAACAUCUCAGUCCCUGUUCACAUCAUCCUCAGAAGCUUUGGUAGUGUGACUACUAUGGCGGCUGGCUGGUUCCGUGGCAAGAAAUACACACCUCUCCAGGUCUUCUCCGUUGCGAUCCUGACGCUAGGUGUCAUGGUGUCAGCAUGGGCAGAUGCACAGUCAAAGGGCAAGAACAUGGAUGCUUCGAGCUCCGAUGAGUCGAAUUCUUCUCUACAAGCUGGUCUUCUUAUCCUGCUCAUCGCGCAACUACUCUCCGCAUGGAUGGGCGCCUAUGUCGAGGACGUCUAUCAUGAACAUGGGAAGGACUGGCAGGCCAACCUCUUCUACUCCCACUUGCUGUCCAUCCCGUUCUUUGCAGGAUUUGCACCGGUCUUGACGCAACAAUUCAAGCGCCUGCAGGCCUCGCAAUCAUUCGAAGUACCACCGAAAGUCGCAGAAAAUCUCCCGCCAAUCGUCAACAGUAUCCUGGCCUCGACAUCACAGCAUGUCAUCUAUCUUACUGCCAAUGCCCUUACGCAACUACUCUGCAUCACCGGCGUCAAUAUGCUCAGCGCCAAUACUUCCGCCGUCACUGUCACGAUCGUACUGAAUAUCAGAAAGCUGGUAAGCUUCUUGCUCAGUAUCUGGAUAUUCGGAAACCAGAUGACUGGAUUGAUGAAAGUCGGCGCUGCCAUGGUGUUUGGUGCGGGCGCUUUGUAUGGAUGGGAAACAUCGUAUCGCAUUCCGCAGCAGAAGAAGUUGGAGGCCGAGAAGGGAAAGAAGGGCCAAUGA